Jaculus jaculus (lesser Egyptian jerboa) is the source of this 6328-nucleotide messenger RNA. RefSeq names its product peptidylprolyl isomerase G (gene Ppig). Gene Ontology annotation, cellular component: nucleus. Gene Ontology annotation, molecular function: peptidyl-prolyl cis-trans isomerase activity. Gene Ontology annotation, biological process: protein peptidyl-prolyl isomerization; protein folding. NCBI's taxonomy places the organism in Eukaryota, Metazoa, Chordata, Mammalia, Rodentia, Dipodidae. The coding region runs from base 457 to 2715 and encodes 752 amino acids. The record is from RefSeq and is a predicted model, not a curated record. The transcript has 15 exons.
GUCGCACGCCUCCCUCCCUCCCUGCCCGCCUGACGCAUUUUGCCGCACAAGCUGUAAUAUGGCGGCAGCGCCCGCGGCCUCAGCUCCAGGAAGCUAGGCUCCUUCCGGAGGCCUCAGCGUCGGGAGACGGAGCGCUGCUGCUGCGCGGUAGGUGCGACGUCCGAUGGGGAGAAGGGAAGCGCGGGCCGAUCGCCCGUCAGCUCGGCGUUAGCGAGUGGCUGGCCGAGAGCCAGGAUCGCGGCGAUUCUAACAUUGAAGACUAGCUUCCCUCGUUCCGACCUUUUUCCUCAUCCAGGACCGCGGCUGUCGUGCAUGUACUGGUGACAUUAUUAGGAUGACAACAGACUUCCUUGGAAUUUAACUGUAUGACACAUAAAUGAGUGAAAGGAUUAGACAACAGUUGUCCUUGGUGUCUUAGUUUUGUUCUCCACUUCGAAGGUUUAAAGUAUUGUAACCAUGGGAAUAAAGGUCCAGCGUCCCCGGUGUUUUUUUGACAUCGCCAUUAACAACCAACCUGCCGGAAGAGUUGUCUUUGAAUUAUUUUCAGAUGUAUGCCCCAAAACAUGUGAAAAUUUUCGUUGUCUUUGUACAGGUGAAAAGGGGACUGGGAAAUCAACUCAGAAGCCAUUGCAUUAUAAGAGUUGUCUGUUUCACAGAGUUGUUAAGGAUUUUAUGGUUCAGGGUGGUGAUUUCAGUGAAGGAAAUGGAAGAGGAGGAGAAUCUAUUUAUGGAGGAUUUUUUGAAGAUGAAAGUUUUGCUGUUAAGCACAACAAAGAAUUUCUCUUGUCAAUGGCCAACAGAGGGAAGGAUACAAAUGGCUCACAGUUCUUCAUAACAACGAAACCAACUCCUCAUUUAGAUGGGCAUCAUGUUGUUUUUGGGCAAGUGAUCUCUGGUCAAGAAGUUGUGAGAGAAAUAGAAAACCAGAAAACUGAUGCAGCCAGCAAACCAUUUGCCGAGGUACGGAUACUCAGUUGUGGAGAGUUAAUUCCCAAAUCUAAAGUUAAGAAAGAAGAAAAGAAAAGGCAUAAAUCGUCAUCAUCAUCUUCAUCAUCAUCCAGUGAUUCAGAUAGCUCAAGUGAUUCUCAGUCCUCCUCUGAUUCUUCUGAUUCCGAAAGUGCUUCUGAAGAGAAAUCAAAAAAAAGAAAAAAGAAACAUAGGAAAAAUUCUCGAAAACAUAAGAAAGAAAAGAAGAAGAGAAAGAAAAGCAAGAAAAGUGCAUCUAGUGAAAGUGAAGCUGAAAAUAUUGAAGCACAAUCCCAGUCUACUGUCCGUCCAGAAGAGAUCCCUCCAAUACCAGAAAAUAGAUUCCUAAUGAGAAAAAGUCCUCCUAAAGCUGAUGACAAGGAAAGGAAAAACAGAGAGAGAGAAAGAGAGAGAGAGUGUAAUCCACCUAAUUCCCAGCCUGCUUCAUACCAGAGACGACUCUUAGUUACUAGGUCUGGCAGGAAAAUUAAAGGCAGAGGACCAAGGCGUUAUCGAACUCCUUCUAGAUCCAGAUCAAGAGAUCGUUUCAGGCGGAGUGAGACUCCUCCACAUUGGAGGCAAGAGAUGCAAAGAGCUCAACGAAUGAGGGUGUCAAGUGGAGAAAGAUGGAUCAAAGGAGAUAAGAGUGAGUUGAAUGAAGUAAAAGAAAAUCAAAAGAGUCCAGUUAGAAUAAAAGAGAAGAAAAUAGCUGAUCACAGACACAUUUCUGAAAGUCCAAACAGAAAAGCAGAAAAGGAAAAGAAAGCUAAAGACCAUAAAUCUGACAGUAAAGAGCGAGAUCUCAGAAGAAAUUCAGAAAAAGAUGAUAAAUACAAUAAAAACAAAGUGAAGAAAAGGGCCAAAUCCAGAAGUAGAAGUAAAAGCAAAGAGAAGUCCAAGAGUAAGGAAAGAGAAUCAAAACAUAACAAGCAUGAAGAAAAGAGAAUGAGGUCAAGGAGUAAAGAAAGGGAUCAUGAGAACAUUAAAGAGAAACAGUCUGAUUCUAAAGGAAAAGAUCAGGAAAGGAGCAGAAGUAAGGAGAAGUCUAAACAGUUAGAGUCAAAAAGCAAUGAGCAUGAUCAUAGCAAAAGUAAAGAAAAGGAUAGACGGGCACAGUCCAGGAGUAGAGAACGUGAUCUAACUAAAAGUAAACACAGUUACAACAGUAGAACAAGAGAACGGAGCAGAAGUAGGGACAGGAGCAGAAGAGUGCGAUCUAGAAGCCAUGACAGAGAUCGCAGCAGAAGCAAGGAGUACCAUAGAUACAGAGACCAGGAGUACAGGAGAAGAGGAAGGUCCCGCAGCCGAGAGAGAAGAACACCAGGAAGAUCGAGAAGUAAAGAUAGGAGGAGGAGGAGGAGAGAUUCCCGGAGCUCAGAGAGAGAAGAAAGUCAAAGUAGAAACAAAGAAAAAUAUAGAAAUCAAGACAGUAAGAGUUCCCACAGGAAAGAAAAUUCUGAGGGUGAGAAAAGAAUGUACUCUAAAAGUCGUGAUCAUAAUAGCUCAAAUAAUAACAGGGAGAGAAAGGCUGAUAGAGAGCCAAGUCCAGUGUCAAAACUAAAACAAAGCAGUCAGGACGGUGAAUUCAAGUCCUCCACGCUGAAAACUCAGGAGGGUGAAAAGACCAGGUCCUCAGUGGAAAAAGAAAACCAAAAAUCAAAGGGUCAAGAAAAUGACCAUGUACAUGACAAAAAUAAAAAAUUUGAUCAUGAAUCAAGCCCUGGAACAGAUGAAGACAAAAGUGGAUGAGUGAGGUGUGUAAACUUCCUUCCUGUCUUAAAUUUUAAGUUUUAGAGACUUGCUGUUGAAUCUCCUUUUUGUUCUUUUCAUUAUUUUGGGGUUGUUUUGUGUUUGUCCUUUUUUUUUUUUUUAAAUGUGGACUUUAUUGAGUUGAUCUUUUGAUAAUCUGCUCCCUGGAUAAUUUGUACUGCUAAAGUUUUAAUAAACUUGAAAUGAGAAAAAAAAAAACUUUGGUGUAAUACUGUGUGCUAUGUUAUACUAUCUUAUGUGUUAAUUUUUGUGUUGCAACAAUCAGCCAAUAGCAACCUAAUUUGCUUAAUUGGCCAUUUGUAAACAGGCAGAACUGAUGGUUGCAAUACAUGCUGACAAAAGGACAAACCUGUGCUCCUUGCAAUUAAAGUAACAAGAAGCAGGAAAUUUUGUGUAGGUGUUUCUGGUUAUAUUUACAAUAGAGGCUUGCGGCAGUUUCCUAAUUUCUCAUCUUAAAUCAUCACUUUUGAUUUUAGUUACUUGACUUUAGAUACCUAUCUUGUGCUCUAUACUUUAUUGUAAUUCCACUAUAGUUUGCUUCGUAUUAAUACUUUUCCUGUUUAUUUCUGUUAACUAUGUAAUAUGACAGGUUUUUUUUUUUUUAAUUAAUGUGCUGAUUGAGCUCGAGUUGCUGUUAUACAGCAUUUGGCAGGAACUAUAUACCUUGGAAGAUGAGAUUAUGUUGCCAUGGUUGUGAAGAGUUGAAAUUUUUGCUUUUUGUGAACAUUGUUAUUACCAACUAUUUUCACAGUUUACAAAAUAUUUCUCACUAAAACAUAUGUGUCCAGGUUUCUUAAGCUUUAGAUAGGCUCUAAAAAUUAUUAGUAUUGACAGUAAUAUUUCUCUUUUGGCCAUCAUCCUAUAUUGCAGUGAAUGUUAAUUUUGCAUGGUUUUUUUUUCAACUUGAACUGUUCUGACUCUCAUAACUGUGAGUAUAAAAUAGAAAGAAAAUACACAUUUUCUCUGUAUGUACCAUUAUAGACUGUAGCAUGUUUAUGACCCUGACAUCUUUCAAUUCAGGUGACUUUAUGCCAUUUUGCUGUUAAAAUUAUUUUAAUUUGGCACGUAUAACAUUGCCAAAUAGAGUAGAAUAGAAAGGCAAAAUUUGAUAGCUUACAGAGUUAAAUGCAAAACAUGUCCAAGUCCAUUCAGAAUUUUGUGUGUUGUAUUUUGCUAUUUUUGUGAUGUGUCGCCUUUUGUUAUGUAAUAUUUCUUCUAAAUAAAACAUUGAACAUCCAGCAAACAUACAACCUGCCUCAUUUGAAAAAUAUUUCAGAACUCCAAUUAAUAGUAGCUUCUAGAGAGUUUUGUAAUUUAAUAUUUGUCAACAUAGUGUCAACACUAUUACGAAGAUAGCUUCUUGGUAAAGCCAAUAAGCUACUCAUUAAUGCUAUUUGUACUAAACAGUGAUGCCUAUUAUGAUGCUUCUUAUUAUUAUUACAGUACCAAUACAUUGGGCAUUGUAACUGGUACAGAGUGAAUAGUGUCAUGAUUAUAAGAUUGUUAGGAAUAUCUUAAAUACCUAUAAUGGAUUCCAGAUUUUUCCCCUGAUAGCAAAAAUAGUAAGUAUUUAUUAAAAUCCAGGGUAAUUUCUUAGAGACUGACAAGCCCACAUUAAGGAUAAGCAAGUCUCAGUGACCAAACUGUGUUCUCAUAUAUUUUAUAAACAUGUUGACUGUGUCUUAAAUUUAGUAAAUUACACUUUAAAAUACAUCAUUAAGUAUUUGAGCUUCAAUAAAUACUUAAGAACUUCUAAUAGCAUAUGUGUGUAUAUAUAUUUUAAAGUCCAUUCUAUGUAAAAAUACUUUUGUGUUGUAUAAUCCCAGAGCUUUAUCUGUUAAGCAUUAUAGACAAGGACUUUACAAAAAUCUCAAGAUUUCCCAAAAGUAGCCAUAAGGGAGGAAAGAAAAACUGUCUAUAAGUAGUGUUUUCUCUUGUUGGGGCCAUCAAAAGAGCAACUCCAUGCUAAUAAACAUUAUUUAUAGCUCCCCCACCCCUUUGUCAGCUGUUUUUCUAGAAUGGAUGUGGUAAAGGAGUUGAGAGACAAUCAACUAUGGUUGUUUUCAGAACAUUAAGAAUGUUUAGAAAAUGCUGGGCAUGGUGGUGCAUGCCUUUAAUCCCAGCACUUGGGAGGCAGAGGUAGGAGGAUUGCCUUUUGUUCAAGGCCACCCUCAGACCUCAUAGUGAAUUUCAGGUCAGCCUGGGCCAGAGUAGAGACCCUACCCCGAAAAACCAAAACAAAACAAAGUUUAGAAAACAACUAAGCUACUAAUUGUACCCCCAAGAUCUACCCUUGCAUCUAAAUAGCCCAAGUCCUUUCCUUUUCUUGUUUUCAGUAGUUGUGCUAUUUUUAGCUUUUACUUUAACAUCUGUUUUUUCAAAAACCAUUUGAUUUUCCUUUUAAACUGAUUUUAUACUAAUCUGAGUUUAUAGUUCUUCCAACUGUGUUUGGUUUAAUGUCCUUUUGAAAAUGUUUUCAUCUGCUUUUAUUGCUUGUUUUGAUAGCUGAGAAAAUUAUUUCAAUAUGUAGAAUUUCAUGAUUAUGUGAUUUGUUUUUGGUUAAGCUAUCUGCCUUGAAAAUUAACACUACAAAGAGAUUGUUAAUGAAAUAGACAAUACAGAAUAUGGCACUGUAUUGUUAAAGCAUUCUUUAGUUAAACUGUAGUUUGUACUUUCAUAGAACUAAAUACUCUUUUUAAAUGACAUAAUGAAGCCCUCAGAAUUUGCCAAGAUUUAAUCAGCUCAAUCUUUAUGAAACUCAAACAAGUAAAGAUUGCUUGUGCCAGGUGUGAUGGCACAUGCCUUUAAUCCUAGCACUUGGGAGGCAGGGUUAGGAGGAUCUCUUUGAGUUCAAGGCCACCCUGAGACUACAAAGUGAACUCCAGGUCCGACAGGGCUAGAGUGAGGACCCUAUGUUAAAACAACAAAAAAGAUUGCUUGUUCUGACUAGGAACAUACUGGGUUUCUGGUAUUUGGAGUAUUAGUGAUAAUGGAUAGUCAUUUAUCUUCCAGUUGGUAUUUGUAGCAGGUUGUGCGUUUUGUAGUUUGUUAGACUUGCUACAGGUGGUCAUGGUUUUCAUCACAAUGAACUCUUCUGAAUAAAAAAUAAAUUGUUGCCCCAGAAGUGCUGUGUUGACUGGCAUACCUGUCUGUGGUAGGCUUCUCAGUCAGCUGCCUUGAAGAGAUUCAGGCAAAUGCAAACUCUGGCCUAUUGUGGGACAAAUAAAUAUUAAAGGAAAACAACAGAUCACAUGAAAUAUUCAUCAGAGUUAAAGAAGGAAAUUAAGGAUUUUGUUCAGUUGCUCUUUGGUGCUGGAGGUCAUGGUGGGUUGAGUUGUGUUUGUCUUUUUGUUUUAAAGAAAAUUCCAUGUCACCAAAAGCACAUACUAUGUAUUUUCUUCCUCGUGUGUGGAGUUGUUUUUGAAAGAUUGACAAGUAAGUUGGGAGUUGGGUAUUUCUAUGUGAUGAUGUUCAAAGCUGUGGCUGCUCUUGGUGGAAGGGGAAAUAAUGUGCUCUUUCCUAGCUCAAAAGUCACUGUGAUGUAUAUUUUUUUAAUGGAAUUUAAAAAUAAAAUGUUUGCUCAAUUGUAAAA